AUGGAUUAUUCCGGCGCCGGCAGCGGCGGCGACAGCGAGCUUGAGGACGACCCAUCCUACUACUACCAGGAGCCGGAGCCGGCCUUCAUGUGCCCUCUCACCAAGCAGGUGAUGCAUGACCCUGUGACCAUCGAGACGGGGCACACCUUCGAGCGCGAGGCCAUCCUCAAGUGGUUCAGGGAGUGCAGGGACAGCGGCAGGACGCCGACGUGGCCCCUCACGCAGGCGGAGCUGCGCACCGCCGACACGAGCCCCAGCCUAGCCCUGCGCAACGUCAUCCACGAGUGGAGGGCGAGGAACCAGGACAAGGAGCUCGAAAAGGCCAAGCUGCAGCUGCAAUCCCAGUCCCAGUCCCAGCAGGACGACGACGCCCUGCGAGCUCUCGGCUGCAUCUCCCACGUGUGCCGCGCCAGCGCCGCCAACAAGAACCUGGUGCGCAGGCAGGGCAUCAUACCCGCGGUCGCCGCCAGCUCAAGAGCAGCAGCCCAAGGGCGUUGCCUGGCGGACUGUCCGCCGAUCCCGCGCGGACUGUCCGCGAGGCAGGUGUUACAAAAGGCCCGCCUCAAGUCUCUCGAGCUCCUCCGCCUCGUCGUGGACAACGACGACACCAGCGACCUCGACGCCGUGCUGCUCUACUCGGCCAUGGCGCUGGAGAAGCUGUCGCUGCAGUCGGGGAGGCUGACGGCCGUGCCGGAGCCGGCGCCGCGGGGCAAGGCCAAGGGCCUCCUCCUCAUGUGCCGCGCGUGCCUCAGGGGAGGAACGCCGCCGCCGCCCGGGGCGCUGGGCACCUGCCGCGGCGGGUGCAAGGCGGUGGAGCGGCUGGUGGCGUGCCUGGAGCACGCGGACGAGCGGGUGGUGGAGGCAGCGCUGGCCGCGCUGUCGACGCUGGUGGGGGACGGCGUGGCGGACGCGGCGGAGGGCGUACUGGUGGUCAGCGAGGCGGAGGGGCUACGGCCCGUGGUGGAGGUGCUGGUGGAGAACCGGACGGAGGCGCUGCGGCGGCGGGCCGUGUGGGCAGUUGAGCGCAUCCUGCGCGUCGAGGACAUCGCACAGGAGGUGGCAGCGGACCAGACCAUGGUGUCAGCGCUCGUCGAGGCCUACCGCAACGGCGACGCCCGCACCCGGCAGACGGCGGAGCUCGCACUCCGGCAUCUCGACAGGAUACCAAACUUCUCCAGCAGCGCCUUCCACCAAGCCAAAGCCAGGCCCAGGCAGUAG
Panicum virgatum (switchgrass) is the source of this 1218-nucleotide messenger RNA. RefSeq names its product U-box domain-containing protein 24-like. Gene Ontology annotation, molecular function: protein binding; ubiquitin-protein transferase activity. NCBI's taxonomy places the organism in Eukaryota, Viridiplantae, Streptophyta, Magnoliopsida, Poales, Poaceae. Gene Ontology annotation, biological process: protein ubiquitination. The transcript is spliced from 3 exons. Bases 1 to 1218 code for a protein of 405 amino acids. The record is from RefSeq and is a predicted model, not a curated record.